Messenger RNA from Aspergillus vadensis CBS 113365, 2490 nucleotides. RefSeq lists its product as uncharacterized. Gene Ontology annotation, biological process: secondary metabolite biosynthetic process; fatty acid biosynthetic process. Gene Ontology annotation, molecular function: fatty acid synthase activity; oxidoreductase activity. The coding region runs from base 1 to 2490 and encodes 829 amino acids. The transcript has 2 exons. NCBI's taxonomy places the organism in Eukaryota, Fungi, Ascomycota, Eurotiomycetes, Eurotiales, Aspergillaceae. The record is from RefSeq and is a predicted model, not a curated record.
AUGCCCGCACAUGUCUGGUACAAGGCCCUCCGGGAUGUCUGGUACUCGUUUGGUCCUUCGUUCCAGUCACAACUGGAGGUCGAGGCCGUGGCCGGUCAGCGAACCAACCGAGGUUUGAUUUCCUUUUCAGAGCCCCCGUCUUCUUAUCCUCAGUCGCCUUACUCAGUCCACCCCGUGGCGAUCGAUGGUUGUCUUCAGUCCGGGGCCGCCUCGCUGUGGAAGGGCAUCCGCAGCGCCGUGCUAGAUGAUCUUCUCAUCAACGCUCGGGAUGUUGCGGCAGUACCAGUUGCGGUUGCAGCAGCCUCAGCUGAGUUCUCCGGAGUGGGCAGCCCCGAGGAAGCCCACAACUAUAAUUCACAUAUACAGGUCUUUGGCCCGGCAAGUAAACGGCUACUGCUUAAGGUCACGGGCUUGUGGUACCACAAACUCGAUGCUAGCUCCGAGUCCCCUGAAAGGCUGCAUACCUUUAUGCGUUUGCACUGGAAGCCGCAGAUGUCCAUUUUGAGCGACGGGCAGAUACGUGCGCUGGUUCAGACUCGUCGUUCGCUGCAAAAGUCCAGGCCACACCACGAUCCAUCAUCGCCAUCACACAAGCAGUGGACCCUUAUGGAGCUCCUCCACGAGAAGCAUUCCCUUCAGGUGGUGGAGUUCAGCACGCUGCCAUUUGAGGGAAGUGUCGGGCGGGAUAUGUUCGACGGCGAUCUGUCCCUCGCAGAGGGAAAUUGCAAAUACCAGUUUAUGCCGAAAAACCUGGCUUCGCUACGUGCCUCGCAGCCCUUGUUGACGGAGACAUACCCUCAGGCUCAGAUGAACAUGCUCGAUGUGACUAAGCCUGAUGUAGAUCUGUCCAUGCUACCUGACAUGCUUGAUUUGGCGAUCCUUCAGCUGGGGCCCGUCUCUAGCUCCGAUUUGGCGAAUGCCCUGGCCAAUGUUAGGCGAGCCAUGACACCGGCAGCAUAUCUUUUGGUUCUUGGAACGUUCCUGGUCGAUGUCACGGAGGAUGCGGGCAGCGCAUCAGUCAUCAGCGGUGAGGACAGCGAUUCUGGCAGCUCAGACUGGUCGAUGGUCGGAGGUUCAUCGUCCCAGAUUCCUGAGUUUCUGCGUGGCCAGGGCUUCGAGCGAGUGGUUCCUCUUGCACAGGACAGCUUGCCAAAGAACACGGCAUUUCUCGCUCAGCUUUCAUCAGACAAGACCAUUGUCUGCCCCCCGCUUGCGACGACUUCAGAGGUAACAGUACUUCAUCUCACCCCAGAAGAUAAGCCACUAGUGAAACAGCUGGCCAUCCCCGGGAAAGCGCCGAGCGAGCAAAACCUACCCCUUCCCGCUGCGGUUAUCGCGCCCAGCUCAGUCGUUGUGAUCGUGGACGAGGUUUAUUCGGCGACCCUGAAUGAGGUGACACCCAUACAAUGGCAGGCAAUCCAGCACCUCACUGCGUCGGGCUGUAAGAUUUUUUGGGUGACAAGCGGCGCCCAACUAGACGUGAAACAUCCGGAUCGCUCCCUGGCCUACGGCAUGUCAAGGGUCAUCCGUGCCGAAGACCCCUGCGUGUACUUCACUCUGCUGGAUGUCGAAUUCGCCGUCAGCACUGGCUCCCUGGAAGCAAUCUGCCGGACCAUUCUCUCCCUUCAGCAGGGCCAUCAGACGCAGGACCACGAAUUCGUCGAGCGCGAUGGGGUGGUGCACGUCAGCAGGGUCUACCCAGACACACAGAAGAACGCAGACGCCGAACAAGAAGACGCCAUCACCACCACCGCCGCCGCUCUUCCACCAGCUCAGCGGACCCAGAUCUUCACGAACAUCCCUCUCUCCAGCUCCCCCGUCCCUCUCCCGGAUGACUUCAUUGAAGUCGAGAUGCAUGCGGCGGGGCUUAACUUCGAGGACGUGGCGACUUGCCUGAAGAUCGUGCCUGAGAAUCCGUACCUCUUGGGCCUCGAGGGCGCUGGCGUGGUCUGCCGACUAGGUAAGGGAGUCACCUCGUUUCGCGUCGGACAGCGCGUCCUCGUCAACCGCCGCGGUAGCUUCGGCAACAAGGUCCAAUGCCCCGUGCAAGGCGCGCACGCCAUCCCAGACAGCAUGAGCUUCGAGGAAGCUGCUUUCUUGCUGGUCGUUUACUUGUCCGAGAUCCGCGGUCUCUUCGACCUGGCCAACCUCCAUCGCGGUCAGUCUGUGCUUAUCCACUCCGCAGCUGGCGGCGUCGGGCAGGCCGCCAUUCAGAUCUGCCAGGCCAUGGGUGCCGACAUCUAUGCCACCGUGGGUAACGACGCAAAACGCGCAGUGCUGACCCAGCAGUAUAAUAUCCCACCGGAGCGUAUAUACUCUUUGCGGACGGCGGCCUUCGCGCCGCGAAUUUGGGAGGCAACACGCGGCCGUGGCGUGGACGUCAUCCUGAAUACACUGGCCGGCCGACUGCUGGGCGAGUCGUGGCGCAUUGUCGCGGCCGGCGGGUGUCUCGUCGAACUUGGCAAGAAGGAUAUCCUUGGCCACGAUUGA